Messenger RNA from Tetrahymena thermophila SB210, 3072 nucleotides. RefSeq names its product Serine/Threonine kinase domain protein. NCBI's taxonomy places the organism in Eukaryota, Ciliophora, Oligohymenophorea, Hymenostomatida, Tetrahymenidae. Gene Ontology annotation, biological process: protein phosphorylation. Gene Ontology annotation, molecular function: ATP binding; protein kinase activity. The record is from RefSeq and is a predicted model, not a curated record. The transcript is spliced from 3 exons.
AUGGGGAACACAACUCAUACAGGACAUAUUUAGAAUAAUAAAAUAACUUUCUUAAGGGAUAAGUAUAUGAAAUCUUUUGGAAAUGUAAAAAUUUAUGAAGUUAAGCAUUUUAACAAAUAAGUGGUAGGUAUUCCUUGUUUACUACCUGUCUCUGAUCCUUAAAAGCGCAUAGAUUUAAGACAUCCUAAUUUAUUAAAUGCACUGGCUUUUGAGCAUUAAUUUAUGGAAGUAUUUGGACUAAGUAGCAAUAAUUUAAUUUACUUUUUUGAGCAUGUUGAAAUUUAAUUGGCUCAAGUUCUUCAUUAAAGAAUUUCUCUAAAUUCGAGGUUUCCUGAAGGAGAUAUAAUCAGGAUUGCUACAGAAGUUCUUAAUUGUUUAGUGUAUUUACAGAAAUAUGAUAUUGUUAUGGGUAAUAUAGAACCGUGUACAAUAUUCCAUGAUACAAAUGAAAACUGUAUUAAAAUGUAUGACGCAACUUUAAUCUUAGGUGAACAUCCAGUUUAUAAAAUGGCAAAAAGCUAAUUUUAAGGAAGAAAACCUUAUUAUACACCUGAAGUAAUUUAUGCUCUGACUUUCCAUUAAGAAGAAGUACUGUCUAAGUAUAAAUUCUAAAGUGAUAUUUUUUAACUUGGCUUAACUCUGUUAGAACUUUGCUCUUUUUAAGAUUCUACAUAAUUAUUUGAUACUGACAAGAAAAAAAUCAAUACACAGGAAAUGGAUUUAAGAUUAUAAAAUAUAUGUCCAACAUAUUCCCAUAAGUUGUAAUAAGUUAUAAAAUCUAUGCUUAAUUUGGAUCCAAGAAAGAGACCAUCAGCGCAGGAUUUAUUAAUCUAAAUGCACUCUUCAACAAUCUAACCAGCAGUGACACCUACACCAUUUUAAUCUAAUUCAUAAACUUAGCCUAGCAUGAAAAGAGCACAGACUCCUAACUCUUCUACUCACUACCUCAAUUAACAAGUACCAAAUUCGCCUAAUAUAAUUUAACACAGUAAUAACUACCAUACAAGAUCUGUAAGUCCUGUAAGUCCUAUUAUAAAAUAAAGAAGUGCUCGAUUUGAAUAAUUUACUUAAAGAAAUCCAUCUCAAAUAGUUUUUCCAUAGCAAUAAGAAAAUGGCAUAUAAAAUUACUCCUCUAAUAUUUAAUUAGAUAAUAAUAGCUCGCAUAAUAAUAGCUUUAUAACAUAUACAAAUAGCAACAAUUAAAGUUUUUACAAUAAUAAAAAUAACAAUCUUUCAAAUGUAAGUUUCUAAUAAUUUUAAUAGAUAACUCAUAAUUAAAAUGCUAGUUAAGGUUAAAUUUAUCAUAAUUAAAUAAUUCAAUAAUAAAUUCCAACACAAAAAGUUCGGUUUGAUGAGAGAUCUAUAAGUCCUAGCUAGUAGUUCUAACAUUAUUAUAAACCAAAUUAUAAAAAUGCAAAUUCAUUUGUAACUCAAUCUAGAAGUUAAAAUGUCUCACCUGCUAGAAGUACAAGCAAUAACUCUUCGUUUGUUGUACAUAACAACCAGGUUCCAAGCUCAAAAUCUAAUCUAAGCUUUGCAUCUCUACUCUAGAAUAAAUAAGAGAUUUUCAAUACCCAUAAAAUGAUAAAUCAAAAAAGCAAAGAAUAAUUAUUUGAAUCAAAACAAUCAGAAUGUAAAGAAGUUAACAGUUAGUAAUCUCGUAUUACUUUAGCUGAUAAAACAAAUUAAUUUAACUAAAGAAGUAAUGUUAUAUCUAAAGCCUCUCCCUUCUAAAAGCAAAAUAGCAAUAACAAUAUUUCUAUUGCUAAUAAUGAAACUUCUGUUUCUAAUAAUUCUAGCUUUGUUUAACAAAUUUAGAAUCCCUCUUAUUAUUUCUUUCAAAAUUCUUCGAAUCAGCCAAAUUAUGAAAUUAAUUCUGACUUAAAUAACAAGAGCAGAUCUAAUAAUUUAUCAUAAAAUAACAACAUCAUCAAUAACUACUCUAGUAAGAACAUAAAUAUAAUUAAUCAAAAUGACUCUUAGUUUUUAAACGAAAAUAGUUUUAUUUUAGAUUAGAAACAAUACCAAUUACAACAUAAUAACAAUCACUAUAAAUAAGCAAUUAAGCCAUCACCUAUGCUCUCUAGAAUAAUCAAUCCAGUGAAUCAAAAAAUAACUAAUCCUAUCCCUAAAAUAACAGUAAUAACUUCUACUCAUUAAAGGUCUCUUUCUCCGAUAGUAGGAAGAAUAACUAAACCCCCAACGAUACUACCUCCAUAAAUCUAAAUAACUCCAGUAAUUCCAUCAGUUAUGACCAACUACAACUCACCCAUUCAUUAAUUAAAUAAAAUUAAUAUAUAACCUCACAUUUAGUCUCCUUAAGCAAAUGAUUUAAUAAAUCAAUAACACCUAACAUAAAAUAAUACAUAUACUCCAGUUUCUUAAUUUGAAAGUGAAUCUUAGAAUAAAGAAAAACUUAUUAAAUUAAUAGAUGCAUAAUAAAUAGUAAUAAAUGAAGAAUCAGAUAAGCAGUCUAUUGCUAGUUUCAGUCAUCCCUAAUAGUUUAUAUAAAAGCCCAUAAAUUAAGUUCAAUAAGAAUGUGAUAAGAAUGACUAAUACAUAGAAAGAUAUACUUUCAAUGAGUUAGGCUCUACUCCAACUAAUUCCGAUUAGCAAUAAAUCUAUAAUUAAAAUGGAAACUCUGAAGAAUUUAUUUAAACAGGAGGAGAUUUAUAAAAUAAUAAAUAUAAAAAGCUCACAGAAAUGAAUUUGUUUAAGUUUUUUGAUUAGCCAGAUUAGAUAGAUCCAGAAUUGACUGCUAUGGCAAGCCCAACCUCUUAAAAUAUACCACAGUUUAAUUAAUAUAAUAACUCAUAAUUAAAUCCAUAGAAUUUAAAUAAGCCAAUCGAACAGUUUAAUGAAAAUCAAUACUUCAAUUAGAACCCAUAAAAUUUGAAUGAUAUUAAUUAUGAUAAUUAUGAUGAAAAUAAGUUUUAUUUAAGCGAUUUAUAAAAUUAAAAAUAUGACUAAACAGUUUAGAGAAUAUAAAAUAAACUUAAUCAAAUGGGAAACCUAGAAGAGAGAUUAUAGAAUUUGAUUUAAAAAAAUUAUUAACUUUAAUAAAAUGACUGA